This is a messenger RNA of Magallana angulata, 1009 nucleotides long. RefSeq names its product microsomal glutathione S-transferase 3-like. Gene Ontology annotation, cellular component: nuclear envelope; endoplasmic reticulum; membrane. The transcript is spliced from 5 exons. The coding region runs from base 116 to 544 and encodes 142 amino acids. Gene Ontology annotation, molecular function: glutathione transferase activity; glutathione peroxidase activity. The record is from RefSeq and is a predicted model, not a curated record. NCBI's taxonomy places the organism in Eukaryota, Metazoa, Mollusca, Bivalvia, Ostreida, Ostreidae.
AACCGGACUUGAGGACACAAGUCACAUAUUUUGACCCUACUUUCUUUUUUGCAGCGUCACUUUUUGAAAGACAACACCCUACUAUAGUUAAGCUUCGUGUAACUUAAUUAUAGUCAUGGAUGCAUCUUCUUUUGUUUUGAGUGGAGAUUUUGGAUAUGUUGUGCUUGUCAUGAUAUUUUCAGUUUUUAUGCUCAUGUGGAUGGGAGGCAAAGUCGGAGGUGCAAGAAAGAAGUAUGAAGUCCCAUACCCCAAAAUGUACAGCGAGGAUGACAGAUUCAACUGUUACCAAAGAGCUCACCAAAAUACGCUUGAAAAUUACCCAGUAUAUCUACUUCUACAAGUUUUGAGUGGAUUAUAUGCCCCAAAACUUGCAGCUCUGGCGGGUGCUGUGUGGUGUGCAGGAAGAAUCGUUUAUGCAAUUGGUUACUACACAGGAGAUCCCAGCAAAAGGAUCCGCGGUGCCUUUGCUUACAUUGGAUUGCUGACAAUGCUGGUAUGCUCCAUCAUCUUUGCUCUGAACCUGCUGAAGUUCACCAAUCUCUGAGUUCAAGAUACAGACUCUUACAUGUAGUUAUAUCCGUAAUUCAUUACAUUCGUCAAAUUUACAUGUAAUGAAGUCACGGGAAAUGGAAAUUACUUCGUCAAUUCAUUAUAGGCGUGUUCGCUAUAACUGUGUUUUACUUUUCUAUAAUUUUAUUUACGGUCAUAAGUAAUCAUUCAUAUUAUUGAGAAUGUCAUAUUUUAUACUACAGUAUAUGUAUUUUUAUGAUAAUCAUUUUCCAUUGGUCUGCAGUCAUGAUGAUUGGUUUUACUAGACUAUUAAGUAGAAAAUUUUGUUUUCGUGAUGUGCAUAUGAUAAGAUGUUUAGAAUGUCCAUCAUUUAACCAUAAAGGAAGAUUGUAAACCAACGUACUAAACAAACAUUGUACUUGGGUGUAAAAUUGAGUGUAAUUCAGUAUGAUUUCCUGGUUGAAAUUUUAUAGAAAUAAAAUAUGAAAGGUAUUGCAUA